AUGAAAAAACCAUAAAUAUAGAUAAGCAAUUUAUAAAAAUAACUAUCGAUAAAAAAAAGAUCAAAUUAGCUAAUUAAUUUAACAAUAGAUUUGACACCUAAAUUAAAUAUUGAGUAUUAAUAAGAUGAAGAAUUAUUGAUUUAUAUAUUUGGAUAGUAUGUAUAUGAUUAUUAUAUAUUUGAAUUAUCAUCUGCAUUUAGAGUUGAUUAAUUCAAAUAUGAGAUUAAACAAUUUCAUUAAGAAAGCUAAUAAAUGUCUAAGAUUUUGGUUAAAAAUUUUGAAGAUUAUAAUAGUUAGAAUAUUAUCUUUGGUAAUGAAGUUUAAAACUUUAGAUACUAUUUAUCCUUAUAAUAAAAUGUUUAAAUUAAAAUUAGAUCUUUAUUUAAAUAGGUAGCUUUAAUGGAAGAUGAUUUAUAUAAUUCUAUAGAAAUUAUAGUAGCAGAAAGUUUAGGAACAUCAGGAAUUUCUUUAACAUCUACAAAUUGUAGUUCAGUAAUAUCGAGUAUAAGAAAUAAUGAUUAAUUAUAUCAUUAUAUAAAAUUUUAUUAAAAAGAAUUAUUUAAUAAAAUUUAAAAAUUUUACUUCAAGGAAUACGAUGUGUACUAGUAUUCAUUAGAAUAGGAACCAGUCAAUAAUAUUAUAUAUGAUAUUUCAGAAUUAGCUGAAUAUGAUUAUAUCUAGCAUUAAAAUUUAAUGGAAUUAUUUUAUAAUUGA
Molecule: messenger RNA, 714 nt
Organism: Paramecium primaurelia
Lineage: Eukaryota; Ciliophora; Oligohymenophorea; Peniculida; Parameciidae
Source: the annotation of a GenBank genome assembly